GCGCACUAUAAAGCGGGACGCGAGGUCGCCCGCGCACGCUUUGAAGAGAGUGAGGGUCGGGUGGUUCCUCCAGAGUCAAACGGCGCCGCUGUCCCUGCCCUUGCUCCUGCCCAGCAGCACCCCUCCUGGCUUCCUGCUGCUCCUUGGCAGGGGACAGCCAUCGUCAUGGCCGAGCGAGCGCUGGCCCCCACCCAGAUGGGGCGGGGGGACCGUUACUACACGUACACCGAGCUCCUGGCCAUCUCGCGGCGCUUCAAGCAGAACCCCAACGAGCUCAUGAUCACCUGGAUCCUGCGAGUGUAUGACCAGGGGGGCCCGGCCCUGUCCCUGAACUCUGGAGAGCUGGCGCUCCUGGGCGACCUGACCGGCGAUGCCAUCUUCAACUACCACUGCAAGACGCUGCGGGGUGGCUGCCAGACGCUGCUCACCUGGCUGCUGCUGGCCUGGCGCCAGCGCUGGGAGUCCUUCCUGCACUUUGAGGCCACCGAGCUCCCCUUCCGCCCCUGGACCACCAUGGAGGAGGGCAUCCAGCUGGUGCGCGAGCUGGGCAUGCUCGACUGGAUCUACCGCGAGCCGCCCUCACCCCCCGCGCCCGAGCAGGGGCCCUGGCCGGCGCCCGAGGACGUGCCCUUCACGCAGGGCCUCCAGCGGCGCCUGCUGACGGCCGCGCCCUCCGAGCUGCGGCUCUCGCUGGUCAGCCUGCUGGUCAAGGGCAUGACGGUGCUGGAGGCGGUGAUGGAGAUCCAGACCAUCGCCGACGUGGGCCUGCUGUGGCGCCAGAGCCAGCCGGGCCGCGCCAAGCUCAUGUUGGGGCCCAACCCGACGCGCAAGGACCUCACGGGCUGGCUGCUGAGCCAUGGCGUCCCCAAGGAGAGGGUGGACAAGCAGCCCACCAAGGUCCUCCUGGAGCUCUACAUCAAGGAGGCCAAGCGCAGCCGCGGCCACCCUGCCUGCGUGCUGGGGGACGAGCAGCCCCCGCCUCCCCCCUACUCAGACCAGGCCUGUGGGGAGGAGCCGCCCGCACCCGUGCGCCACGACUAGGCCCCCCCGGGCACGGUCUCCCCGCUGCUACUCUGCGGGGUGGGGUGGUGCUGGGCUCCAGGAGAGACAGAGUCCAUGCCUCCUGAGCACCCCCAGGGGGGACUGAGGGCUGGUCCCUUUGCCCUUCUCCGGACUCCCGGGCCUCUCUGAGUGCUUGAGGUGCCCUCGCCCCCCGGCACCCUCUCGGUGUCACCAGCCAGAGCGGUGGAGGGAAGCGAGCCGGCCAGUAGCCCUUGGGUGCCUGUGCCCCCAUCCCCAGGGGCACAUCCCGUUACAUUUCAGCCUGUUACACUUCAGGCCCAUUGGCAUGGUGGGUGGGCACCCCCACCCUGCCCCACCGGCCCCCAAAGCACUACAGGCCAAGUGGGAUCUCCGCACAGCCCACGACUCGAAAGCACCUUGAAGUUUGUACCCUUUUUCUUAAGCUAUUUUUAAAUGCAAUGUUUUUACCUAAUAAUUUAAGCAUGUACAACA
Messenger RNA from Lynx canadensis (Canada lynx), 1515 nucleotides. It is a transcript of the gene CE2H19orf48, whose product is annotated as chromosome E2 C19orf48 homolog. Bases 166 to 1041 code for a protein of 291 amino acids. The transcript is spliced from 3 exons. Lineage: Eukaryota; Metazoa; Chordata; Mammalia; Carnivora; Felidae. The record is from RefSeq and is a predicted model, not a curated record.